Molecule: messenger RNA, 462 nt
Organism: Homarus americanus (American lobster)
Lineage: Eukaryota; Metazoa; Arthropoda; Malacostraca; Decapoda; Nephropidae
Exons: 1
Coding region: 1-462 (153 amino acids)
Biological process (GO): proteolysis
Molecular function (GO): aspartic-type endopeptidase activity
Source: RefSeq, a predicted model, not a curated record
AUGUUGAUUGACUCAGGGGCAAACGUCAAUCUAAUUGACGAGAGCACAUUCGACCACAUCAUCAAAAUACGACCGAACAUAGUACUCAAGGAAACGAAUAUCCAACCUAAAGCGUAUGGAAACAUUCCCAUCCCCCUCCGAGGAGAGUUCUUUGCAACACUGACAAAUGGAUCGAAGGGAGUCGCACACAAAAUCCUGGUAACAACAGCAAAACAGGGAGGGAAUAUUCUGAGCAAGCGAGCCAGCUUGGAUCUUGGCCUUCUCAGUAUCCACCAGAAUAACCGGAUUACGACCAGUGAGAUGCCUUCAUCAACCCGGAGGAUACUGGAACUACAUCUACCAGCGCUGAAUGGACUGGGGAGAAUGAGAAACUUCCAACUCAAGCUCGACAUCGACCCAAAUGUCAAACCCGUCGCACAGUCACCUCGGAGAGGACCAUUUCACAUUCGAGGUUGCCGUUGA